UCGCGGAAUCCUCAAAGGAAACCCUCGUUCUGUGGAGCGUCUUCUCACAUAUUCCAGCAUGAGCACGGUUGUGCCUGCAGCGUCGUCGUUUCCGAGGCCUCUGAAACGCGGUUAUUUGACGGAGCUCGUUGGACGUCGGUGGUUCUUCCAACCUGUGUGGAAGAGACGCUUCUGCGUUCUCAACGGCAACACAAUUUACCUGUACGACCAAGAGGAUAGCACCGGGGAAGAGGGGACUGUCAUCUGCCUGCAGGAGUUCGACGUGUGUCAGGAGCAGAACUACAACAGAACAUCUCAUGUCUUUGUGCUAACAACGUCUUCGAAACACUUUUUUCAAGUUUGCCACGUGUUCUCCGCAGACAGUGAACCUGAAAUGUGUGACUGGAUUGCAGCGAUCUGUGGCCGACUAUCACAACGGCCGCUUGCAAAGAAACCUUCAUCCAGACGCUUACUUGGUGCCAGACGACAGACAAAAUCACAGGGCCCUGACGUCAGUGAGACAUUCGAAGGGAUUCAGUUACCCGGCGCGCUUCCUAGCAUCACGAAAAGCAGGCCAAGAGGUCCAUCUGGAAGGCGGCUCCCUCAGCGCAAGUCCCAGGUUGCGAAAAGUAUGGCGGCAGUUAAUUCAAGUCAGCUUCCGACGGUGUUAGAACCAGUGCUACGAAAUUGGUCCAAUGACGCAUCGUGUGACUCUUCCAAGAAAAGCUCCAGUCAAGUAGAUGAAGCAGAAGACUUUUUUCCCCAGCCACGACAAGCAACUUUAAUGGGAAACACAGCUCAGGGACCCUGGGAACAUGAGUUACGUAUUGUUGGCGACAAGAUCGAGGUUCUGGAGGAUAGCAUGGAAAUGGUACGAGGAGACCUGCGCAAUCUGCAGGACAACGUCUCAGAGUCGUGCGCGGAGUCACUCAACGCCAAAAGGGGGGUUGACCAAAUUGCUGAGAGACUACUACGUUGCGAAAAAUCUCUCGAGUAUAUUCUGCAGAAAGUAGAUCUGCUGUUUCAACAACAGCUUGUGAGAGAAGACAAAAGCGACGAAGAACAAGAGAGUCGUGAACCUACUGGUCUCAUAACGGAAGUUUCAAGUGUUUGAAGACGUCACUGUGUUUUGCAGGUCAUUGUUGCAUGAUUUCUUUUCAAACUGACGCUGUGCAACGCUAUUACAUGUCAAAAGGUCGGACGAAAUAAAACAUUCAUUGUACUUA
Molecule: messenger RNA, 1205 nt
Organism: Ornithodoros turicata
Lineage: Eukaryota; Metazoa; Arthropoda; Arachnida; Ixodida; Argasidae
Exons: 9
Coding region: 59-1093 (344 amino acids)
Source: RefSeq, a predicted model, not a curated record